AUGUCCUAUCCUGACUCCGGUUCCUCUUAUGGUUCCAAUUCUAUGUCCUAUCCUGACUCCAAUUCUAAUUCCUAUCCUAGUGACUCCUAUUAUUCCAAUCCUGAUGCAAAUUCUGAUUCUGGUUCUAACAAUAAUGCCUAUCCUGACCCUACUUCUGGUGACUAUUCUGUUCCUCUGAUGGCUCCAACUCCUUCUGACUAUAAUGCCUAUCCUGACCCCACUUCUGGUGACUAUUCUGGUUACUCCGGUCCUGGUGCAAACUCUGUUCCUCUGAUGGCUCCAACUCCUCCCCUAACUACGGUUCUGACUCCGGUUAUGGCGCCACUUCUGCACCCGGAACUUCUCCUGGUUUCGUUUUUGGCUCUAACAGUGGUUACACUUAUGGCUCUGGAAGUUGUCCCGCAAUAUAUCAUUGAUGGUUUGUGGUAUGUGUUCGCCCAAGAUGAUGCAGUUUUAGAUGAAACUCUGAGAUGUUACUUGAGUCUGUGGUACUCUAACUCCAAUGUACCCCAACCCUAUGCUGUCUUCACUGCUCAGUCAAACCAAUUCAACGAGACCGUAGAAAUCAUCGAGGAAGUAUCCGUAACGGAGACAAACAAAUUGCGUGACGUAUACCAUGUGCCAAUUUUGGGAAGAGUCACCCUAGACCGUGACAUUAUUGGAGGUGACUACACCAGCUACCUGGUCAUAUACGCGUGUGUUGAUGGACCAAAUGGACCAAUGUCAUUCACCCGUGUCCUCACAAGAUCACCUGAGCCAUCAUUUGCUGUCUGGCCCAAGGUUAAAGAAGCAUUCAGCAAUUACAACAUCCCAUACCCAGCAAUGAGCAGACUCGAUAACAAAAACUGUUAA
Molecule: messenger RNA, 852 nt
Organism: Cotesia congregata
Lineage: Eukaryota; Metazoa; Arthropoda; Insecta; Hymenoptera; Braconidae
Source: the annotation of a GenBank genome assembly